GUCUGCCAGGUUCAAUCCCCCCACGAGCCAAGAGGAGGCGGGUUGUGGCGCUGGCCACAAAGGACCCAGCAAGGACACGUGCAGGACCAAACCUUCACCGUCUCCGGUGCAGCCCAGGAGCCCAUGACUGAUCUGUGAUGACAGUGACAUACACCAACCGUGUGGCCGAUGCCCGCCUAGGCACCUUCUCCCAACUCCUGCUCCAGUGGAAAGGCAGUAUCUACAAGCUCCUCUACUCCGAGUUCCUUAUUUUCAUCUCCCUCUACUUCGCCAUCAGUCUUGUCUACAGGCUGAUCCUCAGUGAAAGCCAAAGGCUGAUGUUUGAGAAGCUGGCGCUCUACUGCAACAGCUAUGCUGAGCUAAUCCCCGUGUCCUUUGUGCUGGGUUUCUACGUGGCCCUGGUGGUGUCCCGCUGGUGGGCUCAGUACGAGAGCAUCCCGUGGCCUGACCGCAUCAUGAACCUGGUCUCCUGCAAUGUGGACGGGGAGGACGAGUACGGGCGGCUCCUGCGCCGCACGCUGAUGCGCUACAGCAACCUGUGCAGCGUGCUGAUCCUGCGCUCCGUCAGCACCGCCGUCUACAAGCGCUUCCCCAGCAUGGAGCACGUCGUGAGGGCAGGUCUCAUGACCCCAGAAGAGCACAAGAAGUUUGAGAGUUUGAAUUCCCCCCACAACAAGUUUUGGAUCCCUUGCGUGUGGUUCUCCAACCUAGCGGUGAAGGCAAGGAACGAGGGGAGGAUCCGUGACAGCGUGCUGCUCCAGGGCAUCCUGAACGAACUCAACACUCUGCGUAGCCAGUGCGGGCGGCUCUACGGCUAUGACUGGAUCAGCAUCCCUCUGGUCUACACUCAGGUGGUGACCGUGGCUGUUUACAGCUUCUUCCUGGCCUGUCUGAUCGGGCGGCAGUUCCUGGAUCCGGAAAAAGCAUAUCCUGGCCAUGAGCUAGAUCUCUUCGUGCCAGUCUUUACGUUUCUGCAGUUCUUCUUUUAUGCUGGCUGGUUAAAGGUGGCCGAACAGCUCAUCAACCCUUUUGGGGAGGAUGAUGACGACUUUGAGACCAACUGGCUCAUCGACAGGAACCUGCAGGUGUCCCUUAUGGCAGUGGAUGAGAUGCAUCAGGAUUUGCCCAUCCUGGAGAAGGACCUAUACUGGAACGAGCCCGACCCCCAGCCACCUUACACCGCAGCCACUGCUGAGUACAAGCGCCCUUCCUUCCUUGGCUCUACUUUUGAUAUCAGCAUGCAGAAAGAAGAGAUGGAGUUCCAGCCCCUGGAGCAAAUUAAAGAGAACGAGGAGGCGAACCACUCCACGCCACUGCUGGGACACCUGGGCCGUCUCCUUGGUGUCCAGUCACCCACCUUCGCCAGGUCCUCCUCCCGGAUGAACCUGCUGCGCCGGCGAGGGGAGCCCACCUCCCCCUUCUCCCACUACGCCUACCAAGACACAGGCAAGGCUGUCCCCUCCCCAAGGGGGGACACCACCGCACAGGAGCAGUGGGACGGCGACGAUGGAAAGCUAAGGGAGUUUGAUGCCUUCAUGUCAAUCCCGUUUUAUGAGAGGCCCGGUUUCUACAGCGCUCCACAGACGCCGAUCAGCUCCAUCCCCAUGAUCUUCCCUUCCCGGCGCCAGGGCCGCAAGAAGCCCCCUGCGCUCUCCAGCAUUGCGGCGUGCUCCAAUUCCCUCAGGGACGUCAUCGCCAACUCCUCGCCUUCCAGGACGAGCGAUAUGUACAAAAGCCAGAGCUCCCUUGGCUCAGGUACCAAGGAAACGUUUAUUUGGCCAACGGAAAGGAACAAAGGUCCUGACUCACUGGUUGUAAUGGUGGAAGAAAAAAACAACUCUAACAGUAGAGGCAGAGAGGCUGCCACCACGGGGAGUCCAGAAGCUCUGUCCACAGCAUCAGACAGCCCUAAAUUCCCCCUCCUGGCAGAGUCCCCGAACCACGAGAAGCAGGGCAACUUCACGAGCCUGAAGAGCUCGAAAGGCUCCCAGCCACCCUGGCUAACUCUGGAGAACACGACAGCCGGCCUUGGUUCUGAGCAGCUGAGCACCCUGCACACCCCCGGCACCAAAGCGCCCACCAGCAGCCCCCCUCCCUGCUUCUCCUUCACUCCUGUAACAUCUCCAGUGCUGGAGAGGUCCCCCAUGGGGAAUGCAGGCCCCGACAGCCUAAGUUCAGAAGACACAAGCAGUGCGCCAGACCCGUACCUGUCAGAGGUUUCUGGGACAAGAGAUUCAGGAAACAGAAGCAGUAAUAAUCCCCCAACAAGAGAGACAAGACGAGUGGAGAGCCCAUCCCCAAACGAUUCUGGCAUCUCCCUCGGUGACGGUGACUACGUGGGGCUGAUGGAGGUGAUCAUGGAGACUAGUGAGAGCACAUGUGAAGAUCUGAUGGAUCAGUACAGCUAAAGGAGACCAAAAGACACAGGUCUGUUAAAAUACCUGCCAUAUAAGUGAUAUUGCAAUAUCUUUACACCUGGGCCAACAGAAGAGCAGUGCAGCCAAACCCCAAGCUGCUGGAGCAUUCACCAAGAGCCCAGCCCAGGUGACCCAACACUACUGCCCUCAGGUACAGUAGCAGGCACACGAUUUCAGUGUUGCAACAAGAAAAAAGUGAGGAAAAACCCUACGCUUUAGCAAAACCAACAAGACUUUUAGUGUUAGGCAUUACAGAUGCCUAACAGCAGAACUGUAGCUGAGCUGACAGCAUCCUGACAACCCUGGAAUUCAGGCGUAGCCCAAAGCAGAAGAGGAAUACAGCCGAUGACACCUCCUCACAGCAGGAAUUAGAACCCCAAGUUUACAUUAUUUGCCACAAGGCCCACUACACAUCCCAUGCAGGAUUGGCACUACUGACAGAUACUCCAGGGAAAGAAAGGGACUGAGUCACAGCACCCAUGAUACAGACCCACAGUGCCUCACGAAGCCCCACCUACCUGGCACUCCCCCAUACUGGGAAACCCCAUACUGGGAAAGC
This is a messenger RNA of Cygnus atratus (black swan), 2976 nucleotides long. RefSeq names its product bestrophin 1 (gene BEST1). NCBI's taxonomy places the organism in Eukaryota, Metazoa, Chordata, Aves, Anseriformes, Anatidae. The transcript is spliced from 10 exons. Gene Ontology annotation, molecular function: chloride channel activity. The record is from RefSeq and is a predicted model, not a curated record. Bases 138 to 2408 code for a protein of 756 amino acids.